Molecule: messenger RNA, 1548 nt
Organism: Acanthamoeba castellanii str. Neff
Lineage: Eukaryota; Discosea; Longamoebia; Acanthamoebidae
Product: ankyrin repeat-containing protein
Exons: 6
Biological process (GO): canonical NF-kappaB signal transduction
Molecular function (GO): protein binding
Source: RefSeq, a predicted model, not a curated record
AGAAGCACAAAAAAGGAGGAGCACAGGGAGAAAAGGAGGAAGAGAAAGGACGCCGAGCCGCCACAUGCCACCAAAGAGGCCAAGGUAGCGGGGCGACUCUUCGCGGCCAUAAACCGAUGCGGCAGCGGGCAAAAAGCCAGCACCACAUCUGCAGCAGCCCUGCAUGACGUCCGCUACUACACCGCCCGUCUUCUCCGCUUGGGCACAGACCCUACGCUGGUGGUGGAUGAGACGGGACGCACGCUGCUGCACAGGGCGGUGCUGCAAAACAAUGCCACGCUGUGCCGCUACCUCAUCGACACCCUCGGUCGGGACAUGGUCAACCUGGUCUCUGGCUCGGAGGAUGCGAGUACGGCGCUCCACUACGCGUGCCUGAACGAGAGCGCAGAGAUCUGUCACAUGCUGCACAGGAGCGGCGCCGAGACCGGCAUCAAGAACGCACUGGGCAUCGUGGCGACCGAGAUCGGAUUCGAAGCCCUCCGCAGGAAGGGAGAGCAGCUUGAGGCCGAGCGACAGCAACGCGAGGCCGAGUGGCGCGCCAUGGACGAGCGAAUGAAGGCGGGCGGCUUCGACGCGAGGGACACUCCUCGCCGACACGAAGACGCCACGUCAUCGAAGCGCCGACAACCGAAGGCGGAGGAGGAGCCGAGCGACGAUGACGACGAUGAGCAAGACGGUGAGGAAGACUUUCACGUCUUCGAUUACACUGAAUUGGGGAAGAAGACGCCGAAGAAGAAGCGAAAGCGACCAGGCACUGCGGAUGACGGCGAUGCCUUCGAGCGCUGGAAGGAGAUGGAGCGGAACAAGUGGCGGCGACAGCAAGAGGAACAGGACUGGAACGAGCGGCUGGCCGAGGAGUUCGCCAGCGAGGGCGGGCACAUGUGGCACGACCAGUGGGCCGAUAUGGACGCCGGCGGCGGCGGCGGCAACCACCUGAGCGAGGAGGAGUGGAAGGACUGGGUGCGGAAGGAGAUGGGGCGGAAGGCCAGCCGGCGGUGGGGCCAGGACCACGGCGACUUCUACGACGCCAAGGCCCGCAAGCGACGCGAGGAGGAGCGGAAGGAGCGGGAGCGGCGCGAGCGGGAGAAGGAGCGCGAGACCAAGGAGAGGAUCGAACGCGAGGAGAAGGAGCGGGAGGCGCAGAGGCAGAAGGUCGAGGCCAAGCGACAGGCGGACGAUUGGAAGCGACUCGAGCGCGAGUGGGUCGCGUUCGAAGAGGCCCUCAACGCGCGACGUAAGGAGGGCAACGAGGCCAGCGAUCUCGGCCUCGCCGACAUUCCCUUCCCUGACAUCGAACGCGACGAAGAGACGGGCCACACUCUCGGCGGCUUCAACUUCAUGACCGAGGAGACCACGGCGGACGACAAGACGAAAUUCCUGCGUACGCUCUUCCUUCGCUGGCACCCUGACAAGUUCGAGCAGCGCGUGGGUCAUCGGCUCAAACAGGAGGAGAAGGUGCAGGUGUUGGCUCACGCGACCCGAAUUACGCAACACAUCACGCGUCUCAAGGACCUGCUGGCCAAGCAGACAUCUGCUCCGCCAGAGUAA